This is a messenger RNA of Thalassophryne amazonica, 1328 nucleotides long. It is a transcript of the gene wfdc1, whose product is annotated as WAP four-disulfide core domain 1. The coding region runs from base 346 to 966 and encodes 206 amino acids. NCBI's taxonomy places the organism in Eukaryota, Metazoa, Chordata, Actinopteri, Batrachoidiformes, Batrachoididae. Gene Ontology annotation, molecular function: peptidase inhibitor activity. The record is from RefSeq and is a predicted model, not a curated record. Gene Ontology annotation, biological process: regulation of cell growth. Gene Ontology annotation, cellular component: extracellular region. The transcript is spliced from 7 exons.
CAGCAGACACUUUCAAUAAUUUCAGCAACUGAUGCAUGGCCAGCUGCCUGUUUGUCCUUUCCCCUCCUCUGCUCUCAAAACUAUUCUCCUGCUUCCAUUCAUUCCCUCUCUCUCUGUCAUCCUGCCAUGCGCUGUUCCUCCGGCGGAUAUAAAGGCAGGACCUGUUGGAAGGAGAGAGCUUGUGUAAUCUCUGGCUGCACAUGAGCACUGCAGACUCUUCAGCUGGAAAAGCAGAGCAAAAGCUCCAACAGAGGACUUCCAAACUGCAGACAGAGAGCAGGCAGAAAUAGUGGAAGAAGAAUAGAAAGAAGGAGCCGAACAAAAAACUGUUGGAUUACACCGACCAUGCCGGGACCUGUGCUGCUGCUGCUGUCCCUGUUGGUCCUGUCCUUAGGAAGUGAUGCCAGACAAAUCAGGAAAAGAGAACUCAACCAAAAGGACUAUGAGUACCCCAACCAAUCUCAGUCCACGCAGCACCAAAAGAACGACCGAUGUCCGCCACCGCCGCAGAUGCUGCCAGAGCGAGCCUGCGAGGUGCCGGGUUGCCGUUCAGACUCGGAGUGUGAGCGCCAUAAACGAUGCUGCUACAAUGGAUGCAUAUACGCUUGUCUGGAGUCUGUUCAACCACCACCAGUGCUGGACUGGCUGGUCCAACCCAAACCUCGAUGGUUGGGGGGAAAUGGCUGGCUUUUGGACGGCCCUGAGGAAGUUUUGCAGGCUGAGGCUUGCAGUACAACGGAGGAUGGAGAUGAGCCUCUACACUGUCCGACAGGCUACGAAUGCCACAUCAUAAACGCAGGAAACCCAGCCGCUGGGAUCCCAAACCGCGGACAAUGUAUCAAGCAGCGUGUCAAUUCUGAUGGGCGUGACCUCAGGCACAAAUACUUCAAGGACUACAAGGAUUACUUAGGGACGAGUUCUAACAAUGCAGUGAGAUAUGAAAAACAUCUCAAGAACCUGGGAUAAAAUCAGCAUGACCUCAGCUUCAGCCAUGACCCAAACCAUCACCUCAUCAAUCAUCAGCCUAGUCCUGUUCUACUGUCUGUCCUCCACCACACCUGAAACCGGAUCAGAUCUGACCCUGUGACCAAAAAAAAACAGCUGCUACCUCCUCUUUACAAAGCCCCACGAUGCAGCCUCGCCUCACUCCGGAAGAACUCUGGGAGACCAAAGAAAACAACCAAAAAAUAAAGCAUCUUUGUGUCUUCAUCUGGUCUGUUCAAAAAGAAAUAGAAAGUGUGGAUCAUCAAGCUGGUGACUGAAGGUAGAGUGAACACCAAAGCUGUUCAUCAUGUUUCUGUAAAAUGAAAACGCAAUCCCUUUUUCAU